This is a messenger RNA of Aspergillus pseudotamarii, 1692 nucleotides long. RefSeq names its product transcription initiation factor TFIID subunit 11 family protein. Gene Ontology annotation, biological process: transcription initiation at RNA polymerase II promoter; RNA polymerase II preinitiation complex assembly. The record is from RefSeq and is a predicted model, not a curated record. Gene Ontology annotation, molecular function: protein heterodimerization activity; transcription coactivator activity. Lineage: Eukaryota; Fungi; Ascomycota; Eurotiomycetes; Eurotiales; Aspergillaceae. The coding region runs from base 296 to 1420 and encodes 374 amino acids. Gene Ontology annotation, cellular component: transcription factor TFIID complex; nucleus. The transcript has 2 exons.
ACGACUAUUUUAGAAGUAGCGAUCCCCUCUUCUCUCUCUUCUGGUCAUUCUUCGUUGGCCGAUGCCUUGGGUGUCCAUCAAUACAGUACUACUGGAUACUUGAUACCCCAGGCAUAGUAUUACCCAAAACGGACUAGCGUGCCCAAGCGUCAAAUCAGUUAUCGGAUCUUUGAUAGUGAACCUUCGAUACAUGCAUCAACUUUUAAAUCAACACCAAGUGAGCGAUUUCCAUAAGCUUCAACACAUCCACCCCCGAAAUCGACGCGUACCCCGAAUCCACAGAGAAUAACUCACCAUGUCAUCACCACCACCGACAAAUCCCCUAAAACGUCCCUCAAUCUCAUCUUCCGCCUCCCAACCUCUCGGCACCAACCCUAAACGACCACGCAUGCACCCACUCCGUCAGACUUCCUUUCCGACGACUAUCGACGCGGAUUCACGCGCAUACGGCGCUGCUAGCGAUGCAGGCAGUGUGACGGGCAGCUUCACUGGGAGCCUAGGGGGCACGAGCGCGGACGGUGUAUUUCGGAAUAAGAAACGUGGGCGUAAGAGUAAGGCGGAGAAGGAGCGUGAGAGGGAGGAUGCGGCGAGAGGGGAGAUGCGGUCGUCUGCUGAUGCAGAAGGGUCUGUGAGAGCAGGUGCGACGGGCGGCGGAGGCGGAGAUGAUGGGGAUGAUGAUGAGGAUUUCGAGGAUGAAGGGGAAUUAUUGGGUAGAGAGGAAGGGACCACGGAUACGGAGGCUGAGAAGAAAAAUCUUGCAUUGCUGGUCGAUGCGUUUAAUCCUUUACAGUCUGAGCGGUACGAUCUGUUCAAACGAGCGAAACUGAGGAAAGAGACUUUGCGACGUAUUGUGAAUCAUGCGCUAUCACAAUCCGUGCCGGCGAGUGUGGUUACUACGAUCAAUGGAUUUACGAAGGUGUUUGCAGGAGAGAUCAUUGAAAAGGCUCGGACGGUGCAGGCUGAAUGGGCGGAGGCACACGAUCAGACUGCGAUAGCUGCUUUUGAGGCUGAAGAGGCCGCGACAAUGGCGCGAGCUGCGAAUGCAUCGGUUCCUGGCACUCCAGGUCUCGGUACGCCGGGACCCGGCAGACUACCUCAGGUGAAACAAGAAUCCUCGAAUUCCUCGUCUUUCCCUCCCACACGUGCCUCCGGGACACCAGUUCCAUCCGGUGUAGCAAGUUCGCAGCAGGCGGUGAACGGCACUGCACAAUCUACACGGGAGAGGAUAUUCAAGAUGCCUCCUAAUCCUCACCGGGGACAACUACUUCCGUCGCAUUUGCGAGAGGCCUUACGACGCUGGAAGCGGGAUGGAGAGGGAGGCGGGGUCGGGUUCUCCGGACUGAGUAUGGGCAAUCUGGGAGUUCGGGGAUCGGUGACGUGGGGAGCAGGCAGCGUUGGCGGACGACGCAUUUUCCGCUAAAAAGAGCAGUGCUUUCUCGAUCUAGAUCUCUUUAUGACGUGACGAAGGCCGCAACCACUCGGAUUCUGAAACAAACUUAUGGUCGUUUUGCGACUUUCAGUGUCUGGAGCUUGAGCAGCUACUAUCUUCUCAAUUUGAAAAGGUACUCUCGCCCACGGCGCCUCCUUGCAAUGUUCUGCUGGUCAAAUCGAUCUGGGAAUCAUCUGUGAUUGAGCAUACAUAGGAACAGUGGAAGCCGCCGACCCACUCCUGGUAUACCAGAGAUAACAUCG